Molecule: messenger RNA, 2456 nt
Organism: Haliotis rubra (blacklip abalone)
Lineage: Eukaryota; Metazoa; Mollusca; Gastropoda; Lepetellida; Haliotidae
Exons: 13
Coding region: 1-1929 (642 amino acids)
Molecular function (GO): protein binding
Source: RefSeq, a predicted model, not a curated record
AUGGCCACUCUACCUGAAGACGUUGAAACUACAAUCGUGUACGUACAAUCAGUGACUAUGGACAGGACAGAAAGUGCUAUGUUCAUGUUCGAGGAGGCUGCUGACAUGUCUCCCACUGCAUGCUCUCUGGUCGUGUGGGCCAUCGUAUUGCUGUCAUGCCACCUCUCCACAUGUACAGCCGCACGACGUCUCUACGUGACCAACUUGACCUUCGUCGUGAACAACUGGCAGACCCUGACAGCACGUUGGGAUCUCGGAGGAGACCAGGACCCGGAAGGGAUAAACGUCUCCGUCAUCUGGGCAGCAGCAGGAGCGAGCGGUUGGUACAAUUGCUCAGAGAGUACACAUCGUUCCUGCUUUCUUGAUGAAGAAGACUACAAUGGUUCGCCAAAGUAUAUAUUCAACAUCACAGUGAGCACAGAAGAUGGAGAGUUUGUGCACAUAAACGCGUCGAUGAAUUCAAGCGAUUAUGUGAAACCGGCACCUCUCAAAUCUCUGGACGUUGGCAAAGUCACCAGUCGUUGUGUGGAGUUGUUGUGGCAGAAUGAGUCAGAGUAUCGACCUGUCACGUUCACUGUCACACACAGUGACUCUACCUCUACAAAUACCAGUGUGACAUCCGAUCGUAACAUGACGAUCUGCGGACUGACUCCGAGUACGGGAUACAACUUCAGCGUCUCGGCGAUGUCCGCCACCGCUCGGCACGGGUACCGGAGUGAGGCGAAAACAGCUUCCUCCUUCACCAAAGAAGAAAAGCCAGGAGCUGCUCCUAACAUGCCUGCUGGAAGUUUCACUACACACACGUGCUCCAAUAAUAAGAGGGAUGUUACCGUAUAUCUUCGGCCACCAGAUCGUUCGAAUCACAAUGGUGACCUAAGGAGGUAUCUCGCCACGUCUACUCAUCUGCUCAAUAAAAGCAUAUCCUACCCAGCCCAGACACUACUGCUUGAGGACCUAAAUUGCAACGAUGACAACAAUGUCUCUGUUUAUGUCGCCAAUGAUGCCGGAGUCUCUCCACCCUUCUCUCUCCGUAUUCCUAAACUCGGCUACGUCGUACCACCGUCAAAUGUACUGGUUGCUUUUGACAACACGUCUGUGAAUGUGUCCUGGGAAUCAGCAUCACAGCCAGGGAAGAAGAAUUGGACCGUAUUUUGGAAUAUACUCUGUGUCAGGAAUCCUGAAGAUCAUGCUUGUCAGAACCACAUGGACUGGAUCAACCUCGAAACCAACGAAUCCUUUGUAAGGUUCCCUUUCGAAAUGCCUCCGGAAAUGACUCAAUUUGGCGUCGCCAUGACAACAGACAGAGGGAGCAGCGGGAUGGUUCUCAGUAGUUGUGUAUACAAUGUAUCCAAGUCACCUGCACCCUUCUGUCUGUCUUACCUAUCAACACCUGAACUCAUCUCUGUCUUCCUUCCCUACACCUGCACCCUUCUGUACACAUAUAAAAGGUGGAAUCAGAAUGAGGAAAUUAUUCUGCCACGUUUUUACGUGAUCACCGGUGUACAGGAAGCAUCAGCAUCCGCCGGCAGGAAUACAGUUGGCACAGCACGGUGCACCUUUGGCACCGAGGAACCGAGGUCAUCCCAUUUUCUAUCUAUUUUGGAUUCCUGUCUUAAUUCGAAAUCCCAGAAUGCCAGAGAAAACCGCCAUGUCCUUCUCUCAGCUGAAUCACUGCAUGUUGGCUAUGCAAUGGUUGCUAUGAAGGAUGACUCCAUGCCCGGAAACCCUGUUCCAUUGCUACAGGAUCAGCAGCUGCCGGAUGUGGGUGUCUGGGAUGACUCGUCAGGAUCCAGUGAUGAAGACGUUAACCCCUACGUCACGGCGGGCAUGGAGGAUGACAGAGACAUGGUGGAGAAUGAGGAAGGAGAAAUAGGGUAUGGGGAUAAAGAGGAGGAGAAGGAAAUGGGAGAAGAAGGUAUAGAAGAGUAGAAGAUAAGCAAAUGUAAUUGAGGAGAUGGGGGAGAACAAUACGGAGGAUGUGAGGAGACAAUAGAAACGAGGAGACAAAAACAUAAUGGGAUGAAGAAGUUGAAUAGCUUAUGAUGGAGGAGGAGAGGACGAAAGGGAAGAUGGUGAGGAGAGAACUGAAACGAGGAGAAGGAUGCUGGGUCGAAUUGGGGGAGGGGAAUAAGAACAGUACAAAUGACGUGACAAAGAGGAAAUAGGACCUGGGGGUAGGGAAUUGAGGACCAUGUGGAAAACAUUACAAAAAUCAAAUUUGAGAUCCUUUAAGGGAGACGGAUCCUGUGCUUAUUUGGCUGUCAGAUCUAUACGUCUUCUUAAGUGCUCGAACCGAAACUGAAACACUGUUUAUUCGUAUAUUCAUCUUGGUUGUUCUAAAAAUACUAUUGAAAUACUAAUUGAUUUCAUCAGAUGUCGUGAGUACACCUCCUGACGUGAAGACGUUUCGCAAAAAUUUAUAUGUAUCCUUAUUAAAAUUUAUAUUUAAGUGGCAA